This is a messenger RNA of Peronospora matthiolae, 291 nucleotides long. The record is from the annotation of a GenBank genome assembly. NCBI's taxonomy places the organism in Eukaryota, Oomycota, Peronosporomycetes, Peronosporales, Peronosporaceae.
AUGAGCCCAAAGAACGACUCCGGUUUCAAGGUCGAGCCUUUCGACGGCUCGAAUUAUGGGUUGUGGAGUUACAAGAUGAAGAUGUACCUGAUGUCGAAGGGACUGUGGGGCGCGAUCGCGGGCGAUGAGACAACAAGUGCGGCCAAGGAACAGCAAGCCCACGCCGCGAUCGUGCUGAAUCUGCGCGAUUCGCAGUUGAUGCAUGUCAUCGACUCGGCUACCGCAAGAGAAGCGUGGGGACGUCUGGCGCGAUUUCAUCACAGUCAUGACAUGGCGAAUCGACUUUGCUGA